AUGAUUUAUUAUUAUGAAAGAUUACUUCCAUUCAGAUACAUUUUCCAAUGGCUAAACCAUUCACCAAAACCAUGUCAAGACUUCACCAUGAGGGAGUUUGCCUACGAAUAUAGAUCAGGGGCAUAUCAACGUUACAAUUCAUAUAGUUCAUUGGAUGAAUUCAAACAAUCUGUCAUCAAAGCUAACCCAACCAGAUUCGAAGUUGGUGCUGUUUACGCCGUAAAUCCAAAAGAUAGAAAAACACUUCCGAAAUCAGCCAUGAAGCCAUUAGAAAAAGAAUUGGUUAUUGAUAUUGAUUUAACUGAUUACGAUGAUAUCCGUACAUGUUGUUCCAAAACACAAAUUUGCACUAGAUGUUGGAAAUUCAUCACAGUUGCAACUAAGAUUAUCGAGCAAGCUUUGAGAGAUGAUUUUGGGUUCGAACAUAUGGUUUGGGUCUUUUCAGGUAGACGUGGUGCCCAUUGCUGGGUUAGUGAUAAAAGAGCUAGAGUUCUUGAAGAACCAAAGAGAAGAGCGAUCGUUGAAUAUUUGGAUGUUUUGAAAAAUAAAGGUAACAAGAGAUUGAACUUGCGUCGUCCUUAUCAUCCACACAUUGAACGUUCAUAUGAAAUAUUGAAACCACAUUUCCUAGAUAUAAUAUUAACAGAACAAGAUCCAUGGGCUGAUGAUGAGAAAGCAGAGGAGUUAUUAAAUUCAUUACCGGAUAAAAACCUAAAUGAAGCUUUGCGCAAACUUUGGAAAGAACGCCCAGGUAGAUCAAGUUUACAGAAAUGGAAAGAUAUUGAUGAAACAGCUAGAAAGAUUUCUACAAAGAAUUUUAAUACCAAAGUUAUAGUGGAGGCUAAGCAAGAUAUUAUCCUGGAAACUAUGUACCCAAGAUUAGAUGUUGAAGUUACUCGUCAAAUGAUCCAUUUAUUGAAAUCUCCAUUUUGUAUUCAUCCAGGUACUGGUAAUGUUUGUGUUCCAUUUGAUGCUUCAAAGACUUUUGAUCCUACAAAUUCACCAAAUUUGCGUCAAAUUCAAAAGGAAAUAGAAACUUGGGAAGUAGAACACAGCGGAGUUCCACAAGAGAGGAAAACCUCUGAUUGGGAAAAGACUUCAUUGAAACCAUAUGUUGAUCUCUUCUCUAAAUUUGUUGGUGAAGUUUUGAAAUCGGAAAGGAAUGGUAAGCGUGAUCGUGAAGAAAAUGGAGAUGAACUAGAAUUCUGA
Molecule: messenger RNA, 1209 nt
Organism: Hansenula anomala
Lineage: Eukaryota; Fungi; Ascomycota; Saccharomycetes; Phaffomycetales; Wickerhamomycetaceae
Gene: PRI1
Product: DNA primase subunit PRI1
Exons: 1
Coding region: 1-1209 (402 amino acids)
Biological process (GO): DNA replication, synthesis of primer
Cellular component (GO): alpha DNA polymerase:primase complex
Source: RefSeq, a predicted model, not a curated record